UAAUAUUUUAAAUCCCACUAACCUACUUUGAUUUUGCAACAGGGUAAAUAAUAAUGAGUUGGAGUAAAUACUAUUCUCCUAUUCACUAUAUAGAUCAUUUUUUUCAGUUGACCCACUAUGUUUAGUUUGCAUAGGUGCAUAGGCCACCUGCUCGCGUUUAUUAUUUAUUUUCCGCGUGUAAUCUCCUGUGACAUGACCACGACUAAUAUCUAAUCGCUCGAUAAGCCACAGGGCGAUUGUGAAACCCGACCCAUGCGCGUUAAACGUAGGCUAGAUGACCCACGGACGCGGUUAUGCCCUGGACUUAGCCUUCAAAUAAGCAUUACACAACAGCAGUCACAUCUCACCGGCGACUCGAGGAAACAGCAGUUGUGUGCAAACUUUGCGCUCUCGUCUUUCUAAGUCGCGCGCGCCUGUAACGCUGUCGCUAUGAGUUCGCGAACUAAUAUUUCUUGUUUACAAGAAGCCAAACGAGUGGCUAUUUUUGGAGGCACACAUGGAAACGAGAUGUCUGGCAUAACGCUGGUAAAUAUGUGGAUACAGAAUUCAGCCGAGAUAGAGAGAAACGGACUGGUGGUCAAGCCGUUCAUAAGCAACCCUAGAGCAGUGGAGAAAUGUACCAGGUACAUCGACACGGAUCUGAACAGAGCCUUCACGCCUGAGAACCUCAGUGCUCCAGAUGUUGAAGGUCUGCCAUAUGAAGUCCAGAGGGCCAAGGAAAUUAAUCGGAUGUUUGGACCCAAAGGAAGCUCAGAUGCAUAUGAUGCCAUCUUUGACCUUCACAACACCACCUCAAACAUGGGCUCCACCCUCAUCCUGGAAAGCUCAACAGACCUCUUCAACCUUCAGAUGGUGCAUUAUAUUAAAAAAGCUAUGGUUCCCCACACCUGUUCAGUACUGUUAAACGAACACCCACAGCUGAAGUAUUCAACCACACGCUCUGUGGCCAAACACCCUAUUGGUCUUGAGGUGGGCCCUCAGCCACAGGGUGUUUUGAGGAGCAAUGUAUUCGAAUCCAUGAGGACGAUACUGAAGCAUGCGCUGGACUUCAUCGAGCUCUUCAAUAGUGGUGUAGAGUUUCCUCCAUGUACAGUGGAUGUUUUCAGAGUCCAGGAGAGAAUGGACUACCCCAGAGACACCAAUGGCAACAUCACAGCUAUGGUGCAUCCUCAUCUGCAGGACUGUGACUGGGAGCCUUUGAACCGGGGUGACCCUAUGUUCCUAACGUUCGAUGGGAGAACAGUCCUUUAUGAAGGUGCCAACACAGUGUACCCCACGUUUAUUAAUGAGGCUGCAUAUUAUGAAAAACAGCAGGCCUUCAUGACCACUUGUAGAGAAAUACUAGCUGCUUACGCUAUUAGAAAAGCAUGCAAGUAAUGCUUUCUCUUAACAGUCACUAUGACACUCACAUGUUUGUCAUGUACUGUACUUUAUCUACAUGUCAACUUGAUUUUUCUAAUUCUUGAAUAAAUAUAAUGGAGUUUUAUGACCAUU
Sinocyclocheilus grahami is the source of this 1494-nucleotide messenger RNA. It is a transcript of the gene aspa, whose product is annotated as aspartoacylase. The transcript is spliced from 6 exons. The record is from RefSeq and is a predicted model, not a curated record. The coding region runs from base 430 to 1377 and encodes 315 amino acids. Gene Ontology annotation, cellular component: cytosol. Lineage: Eukaryota; Metazoa; Chordata; Actinopteri; Cypriniformes; Cyprinidae. Gene Ontology annotation, molecular function: hydrolase activity, acting on ester bonds; hydrolase activity, acting on carbon-nitrogen (but not peptide) bonds, in linear amides.